Ornithodoros turicata is the source of this 657-nucleotide messenger RNA. RefSeq lists its product as uncharacterized. NCBI's taxonomy places the organism in Eukaryota, Metazoa, Arthropoda, Arachnida, Ixodida, Argasidae. Gene Ontology annotation, molecular function: nucleic acid binding. Gene Ontology annotation, biological process: DNA integration. The transcript has a single exon. The record is from RefSeq and is a predicted model, not a curated record. Bases 1 to 657 code for a protein of 218 amino acids.
AUGGAGUUCAUGAGGAACAAUGGAAUUCAACAUUCCUUGACAGCGCCAUACCACCCAGCAACCAAUGGACUUGCUGAGCGUUUUGUCCAGACACUCAAAUCAAGCCUGAAAUCUAUGCAGGGGGAAGGGAGUAUCCACGAAAAUCUCGCAAAGUUCCUUAUUGCAUAUCGCACUUGCCCCCACACAACGACUGGAGAAACUCCAUCUAAACUCUUCCUGAGACGCGAAAUUCGCACCCGCCUGUCACUUAUCAGGACAAGUGUUCAAGACAGUAUACGAGCCAAGCAAUAUAAAUUGUACGAGCGGAACCAUGGAAGAGAACGUUACUUUGAACCGGGACAACAUGUUUCUGUUCGUGACUACAGAGGAACUGAUAAGUGGACCACUGGUCUUGUCCUCAGACGCCACGGACCAUUGUCCUACGAAGUAAAGGUUGGUGACAAAAUCUGGCGCCGGCACAUCGACCAGCUGAAACCGGGUGCCUGCGAACGCCAAGACGCUCGAGAAGAAAACCGCAGACCAACUUCAAAUGCCUCUGUUGCUCCAGAGCCCAUGGUAGCGGAUCGACCACGCCAACCAGAAGCAGAAGUUACUCCUCCGAGCGAGUUGCACACGACUCCUGCGAAUGUGCACGCUCCCAAUACAAGCAGUCUCUGA